UCCAUAGCAUUUCCCUCCUGCCACUCCUGGGAGCGCAAGAGCGGACAAAAGUUACGGAUUAAGCGCUUGUCCUCCAAGAGGAAAAAGCGAAAGGCAGCUAAUUUGCCGUAAUCUUUUGUCAAGAUUAUCAUCGAUCUACACGUUUCCAGAUGCGUUGAGGACAUUAUGUUGGACAAAAAGUUGUUUUUAUUCCAUUAUGAGUCUGGACUCAUCAACUAUGAAUGAUGGCCUCCUUUUUUGAUGGAAUAAACGGCGCACUGCAGGAAAACAACGUUUACCAAGAAUACUGUGAUUUGCGAGAAGUUUCGGUUUUAUGACUUUUUUUUUUUUAGCUGUUCAGUUGGGAUUGCUGUCUCUGGUCACUUUUCCGCUGCUGAGUUUCUCGAUGGCGUAGGUGGUGGCAGAAGUUUUUUAAUCACUUUUUUUUGCUUUUGGAUUUGAUAUUUAUGCAGACAGGUCUUCAGUAUGCGCUUAAAACAAAGUGAACUGUUUAAAUCCCAGUGAAAAGCCAUCAAUCAUCACUUUUGGAGAAGGGAAAUGCGGAGUAAAAACGGCGUCUAGAAGGAUGCUGUUGCCUGUACAAUGGAAGUGAAGAACUCUUUCGCUGUUGUUGCGGUGGUUUGUCUCUUGUUUUGCUCCAGUUUCAGCCAAGACCUCAACCCUAAAGGCAAGAAUGUAUGCAAAGCGCCUGGAUCAUCAGGAUUUUUGUGCUGCAGUGGAUGGGGGCAGCUAGGGGAUGAAUGCCUGACACCUCUCUGUGAAGGCAACUUCACCUGCAAGGAAAAUGAGGUGUGUGUCAGGCCGAAUGAAUGUCGCUGUCGUCAUGGAUACUUUGGAGCUAGCUGUGACACUAAGUGCCCUGCCCAGUUCUGGGGCCCUGACUGCAAGGGGAAAUGUAAUUGUUACCCCAAUGGCCAGUGCGAUGACUUGACCGGUGAGUGUACCUGCAACCACAAUCGUUGGGGACCUAACUGUGAGAAUGCUUGCUUAUGCCAAAAGGGCAAGUGUGACCAAGAGACGGGCAAAUGCACAUGUCACCCUGGCGUCUGGGGUCCCCAGUGCAACAACAACUGCUACUGCAGCAUCAACUCCAUCUGCGAUGCCAUGACGGGGCGAUGCUUGUGCAAUCCUGGUUGGACAGGGAGGAACUGUGCAAUCCAGUGUAACUGUAACAAUUCACCAUGUGACCAGUUCACGGGACGCUGCCAGUGCCGGGAGAGGCUGUGGGGCCAACGGUGCGAACGAUACUGCCAAUGCAUCCACGGCAAGUGCAAUCAGGCAGACGGUUCAUGUACCUGCACACCAGGCUACCGUGGGAAGUUCUGCAGGGAACCAUGUCCUGCCGGCUUCUACGGUCAAAACUGCAGGAACAGGUGUGGGCACUGCAAGGGCCAGCAGCCCUGUAAGGUGACAGAGGGACGCUGCAUCACCUGUGACAGAGGCUGGAAUGGGACGCGGUGUGACCAGCUCUGCUCCAAAGGCUUCUUUGGCGAAAACUGCCAGGAAGUGUGUCCCACCUGCAAAGAUGGUCACCACUGCGACCCCAUUCAUGGCAAGUGCUCUCACUGUAACCCUGGCUGGAUUGGAGACAGGUGCGAGGUGCGCUGCCCCAAUGGCACAUAUGGCGAGAAUUGUGAGAACAACUGCAGUCACUGUUUUAAUGGCAUCUGUCAUGUUGUCACGGGAGAGUGCCUGUGUGACCCGGGGUUUUAUGGCACCUACUGCAAUAUGACCUGUCAGCCUGGCCAGUAUGGAGUGAACUGCAACCAGACUUGCUCUUGCCAUGACAAGAACUGUGAUCCUGUGUCUGGUGCUUGCUAUCUCCAGCCCAACCAGCGGAUGGGUGUGAUUGCGGCUGGAACCCUGGUCUCAUUUUUACUGAUUGUCCUGCUCUCGCUGCUGUGCUGCUGCUGCCUCUGUCGACACAAAGACAACCACAACAAAAAAGCCAAGCGGAUCCUGUGUGGACGAUUCAGCCGCAUCAGCACUAAACUUCCCCGUAUUCCACUGAGGCGACAGAAACUGCCCAAAGUAGUCGUAGCCCACCAUGACCCAGAGAACACCUUCAACUGCAGCUUCAUCGAGCCUCCUUCAGUGGUCGAGCAGCCCUCCCCCUCCUCCUGGUCGUCCCAGGAGUCCUUUUCUUCCUUUGAGAGCGGAGAUGAGGGGCCAGUUUACUGUGUGCCCAAUGAAGAAUCUGUGAACGAAAGCAAAGAGAAGCGCAGUCCCAGCCCAGCAACAGAGAGGCCAGAAGCUAUCCUUAAUGAGGAGGAUGCAGGGGAGUACACCUCCCUGAAAGACACCAGUGUCGCAAAACCAGAUGGCAAUGAGCAGCCCCUGCUCAAGUCCUCUGAUAGUGAAGGCUCCACAAGUGGCUCCGAGUCCACUACUGCAGCCGUCUACGCUCGCAUCGCCCGCCUCUCCAAGCAGUCCAAGGAGGACGAUGGCAGUGCCAAGGAUGGGGAUGGCACUCCUACACCAGAGGCUAAGCGCAAUGGAAAGCCACCACCAUCCCCUGGCAAGCCCAAACCUCGACCACCAGACCCAUCCACUAAGCCCAAGGUAUCGUGGAUACAUGGAAAUACUACAGGGUCUCCCCAGCUAGAGCAGCAGGGACAGGGAGGAAUGAAGGCACUUGCAGUGCCAAAGGAGAAAAAGAGGAGCUCCAGCGAUGGCUCAGCCAAGAGCGACGAGCGGCAGAAAAUGAAAGAGAAGAGCCGUGAGCAACAGAAGAAACAGGAGGGGAAGGAGGCAGAAGUCAAUGGCUCCCCCAGCAAACAAAAGCCUCUGCGAGGUAAGAAGUCUGGGGACGAGCACAGCAGUCCCAGUCACAUGGAGCACAUUAAUGGUGUGGUUCAGAAUGCCCUGAAGAAGAUAAGUAGCUUCCACAGUUCCUCAUCUGAGAAGAAGAAUGCUGAUAGUCCAAAGGAGACCCCCAAGGAUGCACCCAAGAGCCCCAAGGUCAUUCACCCUCAUAUGAACUCUGAGGCUGCCACGCUCCUGGCUGCUCAACUUAAGGAGAAAACCCAAAGCAUCAACAGGAACGAGGGCACAGGUCUGACGAAGACCAAUGGUCUUUCCACACCCAAGGGACACCGGGAGAAGCCAACACCUCCGCAGAAAGCCAAGAGGACCCCUUCCGGUGGAUUGAGCCAGCAGGGCUCCAACAAGCCCCUGCUGCCUACCUCGAGCAGCCUCCAGAAGAUGGUGGCACCCGUCAGCACCGACCUUGGGACCCCUGACGCCAAGAGCCCGGAGAAGCAGGACUUGAACGGCUCAAGGGCAGGGGACUCAACGUUGGACCAGACACCAAAGAAGACUCCCAUAAAAAAGCCACCCAGGAAGAAAGGCAAGGAGGGUACUUUGGAUACAUCAGAAAACAAAUCACCCCAGCAAAAGACAGCCAUUAUGCCACCACAGGUAGUUAAAUAAGUGUUUUUAAAGACAAAUGGCUGAAGUUUGUGAGGAAUUUCAAAGAGACUAAAAUGGAUUUGUUGGAAGGUGAACCACAUAGUUUUUCAAUCAAGGAAUUUUAACAUUUUUUUCUGUGUGAGUGUGCUGUGACUCCAGGACCAGUAAAGAGUGAGAAAUGCUUUUAAACGGAAGGGCGCAGUUGAGUCAUAUUGGUGAGUUAUAUUAUAAUGACCUCUAUACACCAUUGUAUUUCAUUUCAAGAGUCCUUUUUUGUAUAACAACUAUGUAUCAAUCUCACACCACAACCUGUGGCUAAGCCAGACACAACUGUGAGAACAGUGGUGCACAGACAUAAUCCAUAGUUCAUUCAUCUCUAUUCAUCAGCAGUAUGUCCACCACUAUAUUUAUACAUGGAUUGCUUUUGAGGUUGCAUAACUGUAAUUUGCUAUGCAGGUGUCAGAAAAAAAUAUCUAUUUUUUAUGUACGCUCUCCAAAGGUACUAAAGGUACUUAAAAUAAGAAGAGAAUUAGAUCCCCUGAGGAUUGCAAGCUAUUUGUUGUUUGUUUUGUUGUUUUUUUCUCAUUUCUAAGGACCAACAUGCUCAAAUACAGCUUUAUACCUGAAGCCACCCUAAAUUAGAUAUAAUCCUCAUUCUUGAUGUCAAGGCUAUUCUUUGCAAAUGAGGGUCUCCUUAAUUGUCAAUGAAGAGCAUCACUUUUAUAGUUUCAGUGUGAUUUAUUGGAGACAAAGAAAGCACCUUUUUAUUUUCCUCCUCUGCUUUGCUACUAGAAUUAGGACUUUCAGGUUGAUAUACAGCGUUAUUUGGAAGCUUCUCUUUAAUCAACAAGGUUGACACCCCACAGUAUACAAGUUAUGCUACAUUUAGGACUUAGUUUGGCUUCUUUGCUUGUGAGUCACCUUUAAUUGCUCACUGACUUUAGCGUUUGGUUUCAAGGCUCUUCUCUAAAGAAAUGUUAGAUUUUUGGAUUUAAGUCUUAACUCUCUUUUGUCCAACUCUGUCAGACAUGGUUUGUUGAAACCCAAACAAGCUCUUUGAUCUUUUUGUAAAAAAAGGCUGUUUAAAACCUCUUUCAUACUUCUGCUAAAACCAAAUGACCAUAAUGUGCUCUUACUGUACGUUUUAUUCAGUCAGUUAAACCACUAAACCAAAAAUGAAAUCCCAAGCCAUCCUAUGUCCUCGCUUGAUGUCAUGCUUAUAAAUCACUUUAAACUCACUUUCUUCCUCUGUAAUACAGCAACAUCUGUAGUUCCCCUAUGCUGUAUUCAAGAAAAUAUACUACAGGACAAUAACCUCCCUGUAGAUGGAAUAGAUAGUUUUGUUAAAGUAGUGGCUGUUCGUAGCAUUCUCAACAGAUCAGACUACAGAAAGAGACUGCCAUGUGUCUUUAUUUGCGCUUUCAGUUUAGUCGAGAAACUAGGUCAAUAAUGCCAUUAGAGCUAUUCUCAUUCAUUUGUUUAUGCCAUCAGGGUCUUGUGAAAAAAAUAAAAUAAAUAAAAACUCUCAAAGAUGUUUUUCCCUAAAGGAUUAUAUUUUCUAAAACUAGUGGAUGAAUGCUGUAGUAAUAGGGUGCUUUAAUUUCAUUGUUUUAGGGUAAGACUAUAAGGCUAAAUGGUACCAUGCCUCAAGUGUUAAAAUGUGCCUCAACUGUUGAUCAGUUUAAGCAAAAGAAGCUAUGUUUGCCUAAAUGUUGUUUCACAUAAUAAGUAAACCAAAAAACGUGGUGGGGAGGAAUACUUUAACUGUUUCUCAAAAUGAAAACCUCUUUAUUUCAGUUAUUGGUGGAUAGCUUUUUGAAAAUAGCACUCAAAACAUGAGCUAUGUCCAACAAAGUAUAUAUGCAAUGUGCUAUUGCCCUGUUUUGGGCUGAAGAAUAUUUUACAUUCACAGGUAAUUUGAAAAUUGUCUUGGUUUUAUUUGUUUUUUUCAAGGUACAACACAUUUCUUUGGUUAUUUUUUCAACAUUUCCUACUUGUAUACAUUGUGUACUUUUUAUUAUCUUUGUAAGCUGUGCUUAUAUGACCUUUUUAGUUCUUCUGUUUUCCUUGGUGUCAAUGAACUGGCUUUCAUGUUGUAUUUGCUUUUUUUUGGUAUGUUGCUUAUUUUUGGCUCUGAAGCAAACCUGCAGUAUGAAUACUCUCCUCCUGUAAAGUUUACAUUGGCUUUGUAAUUGUUCUCUGUUGAUGUUAUUGUUUGUGUAACACUUAACUGCAUGACGCAGAGUGUAAUUAUAUGGCAUUAAUAGCUGCACAGGAAAUCUGUAACCUUAUUGUUCCCUACAGUUGUUAUUAUUGCCUCCCAUGAAAAAUAAGUAAUUCAGAAAGGAUUGUACAAUACUACUAUGAUACCACUGUUGAAACAAUUGCAUAUACUUAAAUCCAUAACAUUAUGUUAUUAUGAAGUUGCAAUUUUUAUCUGACUGGCCCGUGCCUGUUUUUAUAGGCUUACAGUGCAUUUUUGUAAAGAGGGCCUGAAAAGCUGCAAAACGUUACCAACUGUAAGGUAUAUUUUGUCUGUUGUGGUUUGUUUUUAGCAACUUUGAUUUCCAUUUGUGUAUGGUCAUUAAAUUGAUGUGUCCUCAUUUACUUCUUUGGAAUAAAAAAGCAAUACAUGUAGCUAGUCAAACCAGAGCUUAAAAA
Molecule: messenger RNA, 6072 nt
Organism: Dicentrarchus labrax (European seabass)
Lineage: Eukaryota; Metazoa; Chordata; Actinopteri; Moronidae
Gene: scarf2
Product: scavenger receptor class F, member 2
Exons: 11
Coding region: 583-3432 (949 amino acids)
Molecular function (GO): scavenger receptor activity
Source: RefSeq, a predicted model, not a curated record